Callorhinchus milii (elephant shark) is the source of this 1921-nucleotide messenger RNA. It is a transcript of the gene lmf1, whose product is annotated as lipase maturation factor 1. The coding region runs from base 76 to 1350 and encodes 424 amino acids. The record is from RefSeq and is a predicted model, not a curated record. Gene Ontology annotation, biological process: protein maturation. NCBI's taxonomy places the organism in Eukaryota, Metazoa, Chordata, Chondrichthyes, Chimaeriformes, Callorhinchidae. The transcript is spliced from 10 exons. Gene Ontology annotation, cellular component: endoplasmic reticulum membrane.
GUCGGACAUGGAUGCAAAUCUUGACUGUAUUGCCCUGAUGGGAUUGGGAUUAUCAGCAUUUGUGUUUAUCACAGGAUGUGCCAACAUGAUCAUCAUGUUUCUCUUGUGGCUCCUGUAUCAUUCGCUGGUGAACAUGGACAAAUCUGGUACUCCUUUGGUUGGGAGUCUCAGCUGCUGGAAACUGGGUUCCUUGCUAUCUUCCUGUGUCCAGUUCUCACCCUUCGUGCCAUCCCACGCCAUACUCCACCAUCCAAGAUUGUCAUCUGGGCUUUCCGAUGGCUUAUUUUCCGCAUAAUGCUUGGAGCGGGGCUGAUCAAAAUCCGUGGAGACAGAUGCUGGAGAGACCUGACUUGUAUGAACUAUCAUUACGAGACUCAGCCUGUGCCAAAUCCUAUUGCUUACUACAUGCACCGAUCACCGUGGUGGUUCCAUUCCUUCGAAGUUCUUGGCAAUCAUUUAAUUGAGCUGGUUGUGCCAUUCUUCCUUUUCCUGGGCCGCCGGAUGUGUGCAAUCCAUGGAGUUCUCCAGAUUCUAUUCCAGGUCAUCCUCAUCGUAAGUGGGAACCUCAGCUUCUUAAACUGGUUGACUAUUGUGCCAAGCAUUGCUUGCUUUGACGACUCCAACCUGGCCUUUCUCUUCAGUUCACGACAAGGAGGGCUCAGGGGUCAAGUAGCCAAGAUUCAGGCUGAGGAGGUCACAGGUCAGGGACCACCCCCUCAUCACGGUACAUUCAUCCGCCGUGUGGUCAACAUUGCCUUUGGAUCCCUCAUCGCCUUCCUCAGUUUGCCAGUGAUUCUAAACCUGCUCAGCACCAAACAAGUCAUGAACACCUCCUUCAAUUCCCUGCGGAUCGUGAACACCUAUGGAGCCUUCGGAAGUAUAACGAAAGAACGGACUGAGGUCAUCGUUGAGGGGACGUCCAGUCUGGAUCCGAAAGACCCCAAUGCCCAGUGGCAAGAGUAUGGGUUUAAGUGUAAACCUGGAGAUCUGCAGAGAAGGCCUUGUCUUAUUACUCCUUACCAUUAUCGACUUGACUGGCUCAUGUGGUUUGCAGCAUUCCAGACCUACGAGCAGAACGCUUGGUUAAUCCAUUUGGCGGGAAAGCUGCUGACUAACGACAGCCAUGCCCUGUCACUCAUCUCCCACAAUCCCUUCGCAGGUAGCCAGCCGCCCAGGUGGAUAAGGGCAGAACACUAUCGAUACAAGUUCAGCCGGCCAGGAGGCAGCCACGCAGGCAAUGGUAAGUGGUGGAUUCGGAAACGUAUUGGGAUGUACUUCCCACCUCUCAGUGUGAAACACCUCAAGCAGUACUUCAAAGAGCAAAACUGGCCACCUCUUGAUACGCAUUGAGAUGCCUUCGCCAGAGAUCCAACAAGAACAACCUGCCACCACCUCAGGAACUGAUGCCUAUUAAAAUACCGUGAAGCACAAUGAAUGUAAUUAAUGUACACUGAAUGCCAACAGACUUCAGCACAGACCAUUUAACCGUACAUAGUCAAUUUGUAUUUUACACAAACUAUAAUGUUGCUAAUUUUCAUAAGCAGUAAGGUGGCGAUUCAUGUUUGAGACCAAUUUGCAGCAUGUUUUCAGCCCUAAAUAAGUAAAUGGGGUUUUAGCAGAGAAAGUGUUGUAACAAUUUUAUGGGUACCAAUUCUGUAGAAGACCACAUGUAUCACCUUCAUUGAUGUUCUUGACUACCUUUCCUCUCCCCAUCUCUUGCCCACAAAAUAUACAGUCAAUUCAAUUUACAGUAUAUUCUGUGAGGCGCUUUGAGACAUCUCAAAGCCGUGAUACGCCGCUAUAUCAAAUGCAAGGAUUGUUAUUGUUAAUCAAUCUCAAUUGCCGUCAGUUGUGCCUGUUAUGAUACGCACGGACUUGUUGUGAAUCUCGUGAAAACAGCGAAUUAAAACUUCCAACGUAA